Molecule: messenger RNA, 936 nt
Organism: Micromonas commoda
Lineage: Eukaryota; Viridiplantae; Chlorophyta; Mamiellophyceae; Mamiellales; Mamiellaceae
Exons: 1
Coding region: 1-936 (311 amino acids)
Source: RefSeq, a predicted model, not a curated record
AUGGCCGCGCCGAACGUCCGCGCCACCUUCCAGGCCGGCAGAGGCGCGAACCCUCCGCUCGUCGUCCUCGUCCACGGUCUCGAAUCCUUCUCCGGGACGUGGGACGCGGUCCGCGCCAGGUGCGCGUCCCCCGACGGGCCCCAUCGGCACAGGGCGCCUAGCAUCCUCGCCUUGGACCUCCGCGGCCACGGGCUGACGCCCGUAGGGGACGAGGACGAUUUCUCCCCGGCGGCGCUCGCCGCGGACGUCGUCGCGUGCGCGCGCGCACACAUGACCGCACAUGGAGCCGGCGGCAAGGACACGUUCACGAUCGUCGGGCACUCGAUGGGCUCGCGCGUCGCGCUGCGAGCGGCGGCGGAUUUUCCCGAUGCCGUCGACCACGUCGUCGUCGAGGACAUGGACUGCUCGAUCCGGCGCGCGCCCAAGUUCGACCACGACGCGCUCAGGCGAUGCGUCCUGACCGCACCCACGCGCGAGGAGGUGGUCGCGAACCUCGCCGCAGCCAUGCCGGACGUCAUGACCCGCGAACGAUGCGAGGGCUACGCCGCGCGGGGACGCAUCAUAGAAACUUCGGCCGGUGAGUGGACGUCGCUGGUCAAUCCGCUGGGGUACGCGCUGGCGUACGAGCGCGUGCUCGCGGUGGACGACGCCGCGCUCGCCGUCAAGCAGAUCGAGCGGUUCGCGGCGAUGCGCCAGCCCGCGCCAAUCGUGCACCUGUGGCGAGCGCCGUUCGACGAGCCCGGCACGUGCGCCGAGAAGGAUGGGUUGGGCGGCGUGGAGUGGAUACUUCAAAGGGACGGGUCGAGCGAGUGGAGGGUGCGGGACUGCGUGUUCGAGAACGCGGAGCACAGCGUGCACAACACCCGGGUAGAGGCGUUCACGGACGCGAUGGUGGCGCUGGUCAUGGACGGGACGGACGCGCCCGAGCGGCUGUGA